CUCGACCCUGAAGAAGCCGGCUAGCAUUCGACUCGCCCAACCUAUUUUCCCCGUUUCUAUACCCUGAUUGAGUGACUUCGCGCGUAAAUCCACAACCAUGAAGCUCGUCCGGUUUCUGAUGAAGUGCGCCAACGAGACGGUGACGAUUGAGCUGAAGAAUGGCACCAUCCUCCACGGCACCAUCACCUCCGUCUCCCCCCAGAUGAACACCUCCCUCCGCACGGUCAAAAUGACCCCCAAAGGCCGCGACCCCAUCUCCCUCGACACCAUCAACAUCCGUGGCUCCACGAUUCGCUACUACAUCCUGCCCGAUAGUCUGCCCCUCGAUACGCUGCUGAUCGACGACACGCCCAAGCCGAAGAACAAGGCGCGCAAGGAAGCGGACCGCGGAGGCCGUGGUGGUCGUGGUGGUCCUCGUGGUAGAGGGCGCGGUCGUGGCCGUGGUCGUGGUCGUGGAUUCUAAGCUGGACGUGAUUGGUAUUAGACAUUGCGAUUUUUUCCAUCUUUUACAUUUUUAUCACUCGAGGAUCGGAGAUUUUUUCUGUUUCUUUUGUUUUUUAUUUUAUCUAUCCUAUGGCUGGAUGAUUGAUUUUGCUUUGAAUGGGUGGGUCCAAUUCGACACUGGUAUAGUCGGUCUGGUCUGGUGGAAUAAGCUGGACCAGGCUUGGCUGCGCGGAAAAUUGGGAGAGAAAAAGCGGCGGUGAUUUACGAAAUCUGGGUUAGGUUGCGCGGUGGAUUGUCGGGUCUGGUUUAUAGACUCCCGAGAUGAAACUGCAAGGCAGGUCUGGCGGUGGCGGUCGUAUAAUCGAUGAAUGACCGAAUCGAAUCGAAUCGAGAUCGAGAAGAGAAGAGAAAAAGUAGUUAGUCUACUUUAUAUCUAUCUAAUCAGUGGCCGCGACACAAACACACGAAGAAGAACAGAAAUAUACACACUUCAUACGAAGUAUUGUGCAGAAAUCAAUCAUACCCUCGUCUAUCAUCUCGUCAUCACUCAUUAGUCUAUCCAUAUCAUCCCUAUAACCCCCCCAAACCUAUACAAUAAUACCAAUAACCAUAGACUACUACUACUUUUUAUGAAGUAGAGAAAUCCCUCCAAACCCUCACAAUAACCAACUUCUCCCACCCCGCCUGUACCCCACUACUCCCAACCAACUCAGC
This is a messenger RNA of Aspergillus welwitschiae, 1158 nucleotides long. Its product is annotated as mRNA splicing protein SMD1. Lineage: Eukaryota; Fungi; Ascomycota; Eurotiomycetes; Eurotiales; Aspergillaceae. Gene Ontology annotation, molecular function: RNA binding. The transcript has 3 exons. Bases 98 to 463 code for a protein of 121 amino acids. Gene Ontology annotation, biological process: spliceosomal snRNP assembly; RNA processing. The record is from RefSeq and is a predicted model, not a curated record. Gene Ontology annotation, cellular component: U4 snRNP; U2 snRNP; U12-type spliceosomal complex.